Molecule: messenger RNA, 6010 nt
Organism: Chroicocephalus ridibundus (black-headed gull)
Lineage: Eukaryota; Metazoa; Chordata; Aves; Charadriiformes; Laridae
Gene: BUB3
Product: BUB3 mitotic checkpoint protein
Exons: 9
Coding region: 222-1211 (329 amino acids)
Biological process (GO): mitotic spindle assembly checkpoint signaling
Cellular component (GO): mitotic checkpoint complex; bub1-bub3 complex; nucleoplasm
Molecular function (GO): ubiquitin binding
Source: RefSeq, a predicted model, not a curated record
GGUGAGGCGGCGCAGUGGCGGUGGGUGGGGCGAGCGGGAGUGCGCUUGCGCGGUGGCGGAAGUGGCGGUUGUCGCUAGGCCGCAGGCGGGAACGCUGAGCAUCUCCCACGUCCCAGACGUCUUUCUCCGGACUGCCAGAGCGAGCCCCGGUGCUCCCCGCCGCUGCCAAGGCAGGAAGAAAGGUUUUCCGUGGCGUUGCGCGGAGCUGACAGAGGAGCAACAUGAAAACGAUGACGGGAUCAAACGAGUUCAAACUAAAUCAAACUCCAGAUGAUGGCAUUUCAUCAGUAAAAUUUAGUCCAAAUACAUCUCAGUUUCUGCUUGUUUCGUCCUGGGACACAACAGUCCGGCUCUAUGAUGUUCCUGCCAACACCAUGAGACUCAAAUAUCAACAUUCAGGAGCUGUCCUUGACUGUGCUUUUUAUGAUCCUACCCAUGCCUGGAGUGGAGGGUUAGAUCAGCAAUUGAAAAUGCAUGAUCUAAACACGGACCAAGAAAACCUUGUUGGUGCUCAUGAUGCUCCUAUCAGGUGUGUUGAGUAUUGCCCAGAAGUGAACGUCAUGGUGACUGGAAGCUGGGAUCAAACGGUGAAGCUGUGGGAUCCCAGAACUCCUUGUAAUGCAGGAACCUUCUCUCAGCCUGAAAAGGUCUACACGCUUUCUGUGUCUGGAGAUAGACUAAUUGUGGGGACGGCAGGUCGGAGAGUGCUGGUGUGGGAUUUGCGGAACAUGGGUUAUGUUCAGCAGCGAAGAGAAUCAAGUCUGAAAUACCAGACCCGCUGUAUCAGAGCGUUUCCGAAUAAACAGGGUUAUGUUUUAAGUUCUAUUGAAGGUCGUGUUGCAGUGGAAUAUUUGGAUCCAAGUCCAGAAAUCCAGAAGAAGAAAUAUGCAUUCAAGUGUCACCGUUUGAAGGAAAAUAAUAUUGAGCAGAUUUAUCCAGUUAAUGCUAUUUCUUUCCAUAACGUCCACAACACAUUUGCUACAGGAGGUUCUGAUGGAUUUGUAAAUAUUUGGGAUCCGUUUAACAAGAAGCGGCUGUGUCAGUUCCAUCGGUAUCCCACAAGCAUAGCAUCACUUGCCUUCAGCAAUGAUGGAACUACCCUUGCAAUAGCUUCUUCGUAUAUGUAUGAGAUGGAUGACAUUGAACAUCCUGAAGAUGGUAUCUAUAUUCGCCAAGUGACAGAUGCAGAAACAAAACCUAAGUCUACUUAGACUUCUGUUGAUGCUUCUCUACAAGAGGUGCCCACCUGCUCCUAACAAGACUUAAACUAAACCAAUAGAAGUGAGAAGAACAAUCUUUGUACUGAUGUUGUUUUUAACCAAGAAAUAUUUGUUUGUAUGUUGUAGUAUGUCUUAAUCCAUCAUUACUCACCUGCUUAUAAUGUUAGUGAAACUGUUUUCUUUAUCUGCUGUCUGUAGCUAAAUUAAUUCAGUCCUGUAGGCAGCUUCGAGCAUACCUUUAUAAAAACUUACCGCAUUUUGUAGUACCUAAUUAUGGAAAACUUCCAGUGGUCUCAUAAUUUGUUCAAUAAAUAUCUGUAGGUUUUUUGAAAACAAAUACUUUCUGUUACAACCUUUUACUGUUUGUGAAACAAACGUUAAGACCAAACCUUUAAGCUGCAAGAAUUCUUGAGUUCUGGAUCUUCCUGAUGGAAAAUUUCUGAACCUUCAGUCUUAUUCUAAUAAGAUGAACUGGGAAUUCCUUCAUUACUGGGGGACGUUGGCUCUCCAGGCAAUGUUUUCACUGGGCUGUUGAAAGCCUAAAGCCGUAUUAGGUGCGCUUGUUUAUCUCAGUGACUUGAUCAUUACUGGAGAGCAAUUAACUGUUUCUGGAGGAAAGAACCCGAACAUGUGGUGCUUGUUUUUUCUUUCCACAUACGGCAUAAAAGCCUAGAACUAAUGAUGCCUGGGAAGAAUCGAGGGUAGACGGGACCAAAUGCAGAGUUUCAUCCUGUAGCCGUGUGGUCCGUUCCAAGUCUGCAGAUCUGACCUGGUAGCCCAGGGCUUAUGGAGUAACACAAGUGGAAAGGUAGAAAAGAGGAGUUUCCUCAGAGUGGAAAUGUCAUUCUGGCCACAAACCCCAUGAAAAUACGCUGUUUCUCUGAAUGUCUCCUGUGCCUUUAUUGCCAGUUGGUAUGAAGUCUAAUCUGUAAUCAGAUCUUCUAUCAGCCUCUUGAGGAUUUUGGAGUUGGGGGGUGGGUGUGAGAAGAUGCUUGAACUUGGACAAAUUAAAAAUUUCUUAGGAAAGUAGUAUUAAAAAACCAACUUGGAUGCUGUGUGUUUUGUUUUUUCUAAAUGGGAAUGUAGAUCUGAUCAAGAGACUAAACCUGCAAAUCCAUCUUCAGGUUAUAUUCAAUGUUGCGUGUUCCUGACUGGCUUGUGGAAAUAAAGAUAAAGGCUUUCUGAUUAGUACCACCAAUAAAAGCCGCCUCAUCCAACUCUAUUUGCAGAACAGGCUGUCAGGCUGCUCUCUUAAUAGUAGCUUGUGUCAGGUGUUUGGAAGUACUUACGUGUUACGUAUUCACUUUGUAGUGAAUAGUGAGGAGGGACAGAGCAAAGCUCUGGUGAGGCUUAUCAAAGAUGAUUAAGUUGUGGGUAUUUCGGAGUGGUGAUUGGAUUCAUAUUUUACUCCCCGACUUCUUCUGUUCUGAGUUAUCAAUGCCUGCCUAGCCAGUGGGAGUACUUUAUUACCGUUAAGAAAACAAACUUGCUGACAACAGAAAUAGUGACCGAUCGUUCCAAAGAAGGUGGUGAUGGAAAGGAAGCCGCGCUCCGUGUGUGCAGAAAGCUAACAAACUUGAGCUGUUACCAGGUAGACGUAGUAAAUGAGUGGUAUAUGGAAUAUUUUAUAGUUUGUCAUGAGCUAGGUAUGGAUUCUUUGAUAAUAUAAACUGGUUUUGAUAGGUUUGGAAAAAAUAAAGAACUCCCUGAAGUAAAUGUGAAUAAUGCCCUCGCUGCAGUAGCAUCUGGCCUCUGUUCUGAUAGACAUGCACCAUCCCUAUUUCUUGCCAUUUUGAUUGGCUUUUUGCAUUGAGAGUACAUGACUGUUGGUGGACAAAGGUUGAAUUUUUGAUGUCAGCUUAGGUAGUGAUGAACCCUUGGUGUUUGGGUUGGUGGUGGUUUUUUUGUUUGUUUGUUUUUUUGAGGAAUGAGUUGAUACAUGGGGUCUGGGGCCAAAACGUGGGAACCAAAGGUUUCUGUGAGGAUGGCUAGCAAAGAAAUAGUAAGGAAAGUCCCUAGAUUGGGGUAUAACUGUAGGUUCAGACAGCAGACUCUGCGUUAAGAACACUGUCAAGCGUUGCAGGGUCCCAGACCACAAUGUGUAUGUGUGUGCAGGUUUAAAUACAGACAUAUUUGCAGAGCAAACAUACACAGUAUCUGCUGUUUCUCCGUCUCCUCUCAGCUGAGAGGAUAUAAUAUUACAAAACAUAAGCUUGAGCCCACGAAUAAAGAAAUUAUUUUGCUGUUAGCUAGGAGCACAAGAGUGACUCUGCUUGUGGAGGAAAGAGACCUGAAGUGAGGAUGGGGGUCCAAAUAAAUAAUGUGCAAAGGCAGAAAUAGGCUGGGAGUAAUGAAAAGGUGGCUUAGUGAUGAUGUGGGAGAAAGGAACGUAUGGGCUGGAGAGAGGAUGGAGUGGGGAGUUACAGGGGUAGAACUGUGGGGAACAAAGUGAAACGAGAGCCAGAGAAUGUAGGGGAAAGCAAAGAACGUGAGGAAUUCCAAAUAGUUUGGUUAACAAAGUAGACAAAUAACAUAGCCAGGAAACAAUGCCACCUGUGCAACUUUUCAUUGGUAAAUAUAAAGGGGAAAAAAACCCUGUUAAUGCUUGAUGUACUGAGAUCUGCGCGCUUCAGUGGACAAAGGUAGCCCAAGAUAUGUAGGAGGAAACAGACUAACUUAGAAACGGUAGGGAAAUUCUUUGUGGUCUGUCGGUGUUUUAUGUAAAUGUUCGAAACAAACAACCUGUAGAAAAUGGUGAGAUGACUGGGCAUAAUAGAGAAGAGACACAUGAGUUGGUCAGGGCUACAGCGGUGUCUGUAUGUUGGGUACGAAUACGUGCAGUUAGAAUACGGGUAUUUCUUUUACAAGAUUAAUCUUCCUUUUAUUAGCUGUCUUUUAGAAAUGCAGGUCAAGGCAGAGGUUCAUAAGCUGGAGAAAUCAUGAAACAAGCCUUUUCUGACCUAUAUAACAAGCAGCUGAACAAAGAGGAUAUACUGACUCUUGAUCAGAGGAAUUGAGAUCUGAAAAAGCUCCUUAAGUCAUUGCUUUUUGCGCGGUGUUGAGGGCCAUACAGAAAACAUGGAGUCACAGCCGUCAUUCUAAUAGAGUCAUCAGUCACCAUCGACUGCUUGCAGGAAAAAAUAUCCUGGGUUGUCUCUCACAAGAGCCUUGUAACGUGGUGGUGUUGGAAGCCAAGUGGCAUCUGUGCCCUGAAUGUUACAGAAGCAUGCUGGUAAGUACAUUUUUCUGUUGGCCAGUACUUCAAGAUAAUCAGUGUAUGGUUACUGCAUUCAGAGCUGGAGCUCUGCCGCAUCUCAGACAUGAUAUUUUGUGCUGCUGCUGUCAUUAUAAUAAAUACCUAUUACAAAAAUGUGUCCUUUAGAUGCGCGUUUUCCAAAGCAAAACCAGUCCAAAGCUGAACUCUGAGCCCCGAACGCAGAGAUUGUAGUGAUGCCGUUGAGAAUGACCUUUCCAAAACUGUAGGUAUUGCUAGCUCCAUCUUCCUUAACUAUCUCACACUUUCGUAAGUGUCCGGUAGUUUUUACUGCCUUGAAAAUUAAGGAUUUUCUGUAGUUGGCGUCAUGUAGGCACUCAGUUCAGCAGUAAUUCAGCUGGUGUGUCUGUUAAGAUAGGUGCCCCAAAGCUGGGUGUUUCUACUGUUGGAUACUCUUGCAAACGUUGGCCUGAAUGACACGUCCACCAUCAGUGAUUGGUAUUAGUGGUCUGGAGCAGAACCUAUUUCUUUUGACCAGCAGACAUCUGUUCUGGUGAUUACACCAUUAGCUGCUUUUAUGUUGUUUAGUAUAAUCAUAACCACAACGCUAGUAAUUCUUUCGUCAAUAUGCAACCGAUACAACUUCUAGUCCUCCAGCAACGUGGCGUUUGCUUUGAAAUGUGUCAGGCUCCUUCGGUCCAAAUAGUAUUUAAGCGACACUUUGUAAUAUGUUUAGAUAUGUAGAAUUUAGAAAUGAAAAGUCAAACACAGGACUCGCCCACGUAUUCUUAUAACUAAUAUGCUAAAGGCACUAACUAUGAAAUAUGUCUUACUUCAUCAGGCUACGUGUGCGGCACUUUUUUGACUGCAUUUGACUGCUAUUUUCCUAUAGCGCGAAAAGGUAUGAAUGCGCUAACGCGUGAUAGCAACACGGGGGAUGUAAUAGGUCUUCAGAGUCUCCUGUGAUUACCUGCAGAGUGGAAGGGAAUAAACUGUUCUCCAUGUCCGCUGGGACCGGGACGAGGCAUAAUGAGCUUAAAUUGCAGCAGAGAUUAGUCUAGACAUUAGGAAAAACUUUCUAAGUGUAAGGAUGGUUAAGCCCAGGAGUAAACUGCUUGGGGAAGCUGCAGCAUCUCCAUCUGUGGAAUUUCUCAAGCGCAGGUUAGACGAGUAUCUGCUGGGAAUGGCGUGGUUUUAACCAGUUCUGUCUUCGGGCAGGAAUGAGAAGGGAGUACCGAUUGUGCUUACGGUUGUACGCUGCUCGAUUUGUCUCUGACCGUUCAUUCACCUGCCAUUGCUCCUGGUGCAGCAAACUGGUAUUCUUUGUCACAGAGGCAGGGAUUCUUAUUUAUUUAAAACUUCUUAAACAAGCUUUUAUUUUCCUCCAUGGCCCGAACCACCGUUAGCAGACAAACUCAUUUCACUCGGAAUCCUGCUUACCAGCUUCCCCCGUCUGCGUGUCUAGAACUGUCCCGUUGAACAAGGCCAUCAUACUUCUUAAAUUCAAUGUGUGUAUUCGUUCUGUAGACACUUUUGAAUUUGUAUAUGGUUAAUAAAGCGGAGUUCCUGAUUCUUA